AAGCCUAAAAUGUGGUUAUGAUUUUGGUUUUACCUUUCUGUGUGAGAUUUAAGGGAGGGUUAUAAUCACUCUGUUUUACAUAUGAAAAGAUUGAGCUCAUUUAAAUUCUGGACAUGGUCCUGAGCGAUCAGUCCAUUGCAGUGCUCACGAGGACUUUCUGACUUGUUUCGCAACCAUUCAUCACUUCAUGCAGUUCAACUCGUUUGUCUCUUUAGUUUGUUCGUUCAUGAGAAAUAAAUGUGGUACUAUAAAGCGUGAACACAAGAUUUAGAAACGUUUCUCCUUUGAACUAAUCCAGAGGCUUGGACCUGCGUAACUUGUAUCCACGCUGCCAGGACUACCAUACUGACGAGAUGGAAUUUGCAGACGAAGAGAAGGGAGGUGAUCAACUUGAGCAAAGUGUUCAGGAGUCUAUGGCACGCGAGCCGACAGAUAAGGAAGAAGAUGCCCCUGUAGGUAAGUUUUAAGCAUAUGGGUCUGCUGAAUGAGACGGUGUCAGCUGCGGUGCAGGAAGUCCAUCACCAAUAGACCCAGCUGGUUGUGAAAAAUACCGGAAAGAAGAACAUAGAAGAGGAGUGUGCCGGCACACCUCUUGCUCCGGCUGUUUCUCUUUGGACCUCUGAUGCCGAUGGCUCAGUAAGACUGAGAAUAGAUGAGGGAUGUCCUGAGGAACCUGUCACAGUUCACCAAAUAUUCAAAGCAUCAGUCGAAAAAUAUGGAAACAUGCACGCCCUCGCCAGCAAGAAGAACAACAAAUGGGAGAAGAUAACCUUCUUAGAGUACUACCAGUUCUGCCGGAAGGCAGCCAAGAGCUUUAUAAAGCUUGGAUUAGAGCGAUUCCAUGGAGUGGCAAUACUAGGAUUCAAUUCAGCUGAAUGGUUCUUCUCUGCGGUCGGUGCCAUCAUGGCCGGGGGGAUAAUGACAGGAAUUUAUGCUACAAACUCACCAGAGGCUUGCCAGUAUGUGGCUAGUGACUCCAAAUCCAACAUCAUUGUGGUGGAAAACCAAAAGCAACUGGAUAAAAUCUUGCAGAUACGUGACAGGCUGCCCUAUUUGAAAGCCAUAGUGCAGUACAGUGGAGAACCUCAGCAGAAGAUCUCCAAUCUUUACUCUUGGGGGGAGUUCAUGGAGCUGGGUCUGGAUGUUUCCGAGACAGAAGUGGAUGACAUCAUCAGUAGCCAGAGAGCCAAUCAAUGCUGUGUUUUGAUCUACACCUCUGGCACCACGGGCAAGCCGAAGGGAGUCAUGCUUAGUCAUGACAAUAUCACAUGGACUGCCAAAAACGCAAGCAGGGCCGGGGACAUGCAGCCAGCUGACACUAAACAGGAGUCACUGGUGAGCUACCUGCCGCUCAGCCACAUCGCUGCUCAGAUCUAUGACCUCUGGACGGGCAUCCAGUGGGGCGAGCUCGUAUACUUUGCACAGCCAGAUGCCUUAAAGGGAAGCCUGGUAACAACGCUGCGAGAAGUUUGUCCCACAUCCCACAUGGGCGUCCCGCGGGUAUGGGAGAAGAUGAUGGAGAAGAUAAAAGAGGGCAUCAGCGAGUGUGGAUAUUUGAAGAAGAAGUUGAUCACAUGGGCAAUGUCAGUCAGUCUGGAAGCCAAUCAGAAGUAUAUGUACAAGGAGGAUGAGAGACCAUUCCUCGUCUCCCUGGCUGACAGCCUUGUGCUGCAGAAGCUUCGGGCUGAGCUUGGCCUUUCUUGCUGUCGGAAGUUUUUCUCUGGAGCCGCACCGAUCAGCAGCGAAACUGUGCAGUUUUUCCUGGGCUUGAAUAUCUGCUUGUACGAGGCGUAUGGCAUGAGUGAGAGUACAGGACCACACUUUAUGUCAGGUCCCAAAGCUUACAAACUACCAAGCUGCGGUAAGGUGGUGCCUGGCUGUCGAUACAAGAUGGCCGACAUCGACUGUGAGGGGACGGGUGAAAUUUGCUUUUGGGGACGUAACAUUUUCAUGGGUUUCCUGAACAUGGAAGACAAGACAAGAGAAGCUUUGGAUGAAGACGGAUGGCUCCAUUCUGGAGACCUGGGGAAGAUAGACGAGGAGGGUUUCUUGUACAUCACAGGGAGGAUAAAAGAGUUGAUCAUCACAGCUGGAGGGGAGAAUAUUCCCCCUGUUCCCAUCGAGGAAGCAGUGAAGAAGGAGCUGCCCAUCAUCAGCAGUGCCAUGCUCAUAGGUGACAAGAGGAAAUUCUUGUCAAUGCUUUUGACCCUCAAGUGCUGUAGUGAUGCAGAAACCAUGGAACCGACAGAGGAGCUGAGCCCGGAGGCUGUGGAGUUUUGCAAACAGCUCGGCAGCCAAGCAACUAAAGUGUCUGACAUCAUUGGAGGAAAAGACAAAGAGGUGUACCAGGCAAUUCAAGAUGGAAUCAACAGAGUCAACUCUGCUGCCACUUCUAAUGCCCAGCGCAUACAAAAGUGGACGAUUCUCAGCAAGGACUUUUCUGUUUCUGGAGGAGAGCUAGGCCCCACUAUGAAGCUUCGGCGCCCGGUCGUGUUGGAGAUGUACCACAAGGUCGUAGAGAACUUAUAUCAAGAAUAGUGCGACUGACUGUGUAACUGUCUGAGAAUCACGUGGCACCUGCAUAUCUCAUCAUUCUUGUGGACAUGCAUGGGAUUUAAUUAUAUGUGUUGUGUGUAUAGAAUGCAUAAAGAAUAGAGGUACUAUAUUUAUUUAUUUUUAAUAUUCAAGAGGAAACCAGGAUUAAGAUUUAAAUAGUGAAUAAUACUUGCUAAUACAAUAUUAAGAAUUUCCCAACGUUACAGCAUUUUCAUGCAUUUCUCAUAGGCUUAAAUAUGUGCUUCUAGUUCAUCUUUGUCUUUAGUCAACAAAACAAUUUGUUUUUCCUGCUUAAAACCAUACCAGCUACAUUACUUGCAUUACAGGAUCUUACUGUUUAUUUUGUGUAAACGUUUGGUGGUAUAGAGUAUAUGGUUUACGACAAAUUCAGAUAAAAACUCAACUUUCACCAGGAAUCUAAUCACAGGUCAACCUCAUAGCAGCUAGAAGGGCAUAUGACACCCCUGAGAGUCAUUUGUAUAACACUGAAUAAAAAGUCUUGCAUUUC
Molecule: messenger RNA, 3064 nt
Organism: Acanthopagrus latus (yellowfin seabream)
Lineage: Eukaryota; Metazoa; Chordata; Actinopteri; Spariformes; Sparidae
Gene: acsbg1
Product: acyl-CoA synthetase bubblegum family member 1
Exons: 14
Coding region: 724-2538 (604 amino acids)
Cellular component (GO): membrane; endoplasmic reticulum
Molecular function (GO): long-chain fatty acid-CoA ligase activity
Source: RefSeq, a predicted model, not a curated record